This is a messenger RNA of Yarrowia lipolytica CLIB122, 2118 nucleotides long. RefSeq lists its product as uncharacterized. Gene Ontology annotation, cellular component: cytoplasm. Gene Ontology annotation, biological process: NAD+ biosynthetic process. The record is from RefSeq and is a predicted model, not a curated record. Lineage: Eukaryota; Fungi; Ascomycota; Dipodascomycetes; Dipodascales. Gene Ontology annotation, molecular function: glutaminase activity; ATP binding; NAD+ synthase (glutamine-hydrolyzing) activity.
AUGGGCCACUACGUCACUCUCGCAACAUGCAACCUGAACCAAUGGGCUCUUGACUUUGAGGGUAACCGAGACCGAAUCCUCGAGUCUAUUCGAGAGGCCAAGCGACAAGGAGCUUCUCUUCGAGUGGGUCCCGAACUUGAAAUCACUGGCUACGGAUGUCUGGAUCACUUUCUCGAGGGUGAUCUGUAUCUGCACUCGUGGGAGGUCUACGCCGAGAUCCUCGAACACCCCGACACCAGCGACAUCAUUCUCGACAUUGGAAUGCCCGUCAUGCACAAGAAUGUCAAGUACAAUUGUCGAGUCAUCUCCUACAACCGGGAGAUUCUGCUGAUCCGACCCAAGCUGUCCCUUGCCAACGACGGUAACUACAGAGAGAUGCGAUACUUUACCCCCUGGCCUAAGGCACGAUACGUGGAAGACUACACUCUACCUCGAUUUGUGCAGAAUGUCUGUGCCAACGAGUCUGCUAUUGUGCCGUUUGGUGAUUGUGUCCUUUCCACCAAGGACGCCGUGAUCGGUUUUGAGACCUGUGAGGAGCUGUUCACGCCCCAGUCGCCCCACAUUGGCAUGUCUCUCGAUGGUGUGGAGAUCUUCACCAACUCCUCCGGAUCCCACCACGAGCUGCGAAAGCUCAACACCCGAAUGGAGCUGAUCCGAGAAGCCACUGCCAAGUGUGGAGGCAUCUACUUGUAUGCUAACCAACGAGGAUGCGAUGGUGACCGUCUCUAUUACGAUGGAUGUGCCGUUAUUGCUGUCAAUGGUGAAGUUGUUGCCCAGGGAUCUCAGUUCAGUCUGGAUGAUGUCGAGGUUGUGUCCGCCACUCUUGAUCUGGAGGCUGUGCGAUCCUACAGAGCUUCGAAGAUCAGUCAGUGCAUGCAGGCAGCCAACUCGCCUUGUUACGCCCGGGUCACCUGCAAGGCGGAGUUGUCUCCUUCCUCUGUCACCUUUGACUCUGAGGUGUACCCCACCCCGACCCGAGAGAUCAGAUAUCACUCUCCCGAAGAGGAGAUCGCUCUGGGACCCGCAUGCUGGAUGUGGGACUACGUACGACGAUGUCGAGCAGCUGGAUUUUUCGUCCCCCUGUCUGGAGGUAUUGAUUCUUGUGCCACCGCCACCAUCGUCUACUCCAUGUGUGUGCUUGUGGCGGAUGCUGCCAACAACGGCAACGAGCAGGUCAUCAAGGACGCUCGGGUCGUCACUGGUGACCCCGACUUCGUCCCCACUGAUCCCAAGGAGCUCUGUAACCGAAUCUUCCACACGUGUUUCAUGGGAACCGAAAACUCCUCCAAGGACACCCGAAGCCGAGCCAAGGACCUGGCUGCAGCCAUUGGCGCCUACCACACCGAUCUUAACAUGGACUCUGUUGUUUCUGCCGUGAGAGGUCUGUUUGAGACUGUCACCGGCAAGCGACCCAUCUUCAAGGUCCACGGAGGCUCUGCCACCGAGAACUUGGCUCUUCAAAACAUCCAGGCUCGUCUGAGAAUGGUUUUGGCCUAUCUUUUUGCCCAGCUCCUCCCCUGGUGCCGAGGCCGUGCCGGAGGACUGUUGGUACUUGGUUCUGCCAACGUGGACGAGACUCUGCGAGGUUACCUGACGAAGUACGAUUGUUCUUCCGCCGAUAUCAACCCCAUUGGUGGUAUUUCCAAGACCGAUCUCAAGAAGUUCAUCGCUUAUGCUGAGCACAAGUUUGAUCUGCCUAUUCUGAAUGACUUCCUUACUGCUGUUCCUACCGCUGAACUCGAGCCUAUCACUAAGGAUUACGUUCAGAGUGAUGAAGUAGAUAUGGGCAUGACCUACGACGAGCUGUCUGUAUUUGGUCGUCUCCGAAAGGUCGAAAAGUGUGGACCAUACUCUAUGUUUAUCAAGCUCUAUCACGAGUGGACCCCCCGGCUGUCUGCUGAACAGAUUGCUGCCAAGGUGAAGCGAUUUUUCUGGUUCUACGCCGUCAACCGGCACAAGACCACUGUUCUCACUCCUUCUUACCACGCUGAGCAGUACUCUCCCGAUGACAACCGGUUCGAUCUUCGACCUUUUCUCAUCAACCCUGGCUUCUCGUGGGCCUCCAAGAAGAUUGAUGCCAUUGUCAAAUCUCUGGAGACCAAGAAAAAGGAGGAUUAG